Hippoglossus stenolepis (Pacific halibut) is the source of this 1591-nucleotide messenger RNA. RefSeq names its product coiled-coil domain-containing protein 42 like-2. The record is from RefSeq and is a predicted model, not a curated record. Lineage: Eukaryota; Metazoa; Chordata; Actinopteri; Pleuronectiformes; Pleuronectidae. The coding region runs from base 243 to 1196 and encodes 317 amino acids. The transcript has 8 exons.
GAAUCCCCCAGCGGCUCUAACGUGGUUUCCGUGUGGUCGCUGACAUUGUCAACAUGAGAUUUCAACACGUCGCGGCGGGUGACAGGCGGCGAUCGUCCAUUCCGCUGAAACGUGGCAUUGCACCUUUAAAGGUUCCUGAUUUGUGUUACCAUGGUGACGACAGGCAGGAACGCUGGAUGCACACGCGCACAGAGAGUUUGAACAAAGUUAGUUUGAUCAACUAAAGAAGCAGAAGAGUUCAAAUGAGUCAUGAGUUCAAAGGAGUCAUGAGUCUAUCCAAGCACAGCAGUGAUCAGCAGCUUUCAUGCCCUGUGAUGACAAGAGCACUUGACAGGAGUGCUGCAAUCUUUGAUCUGCUGAAUAAACGCCGAGAGGACGAGCAACUGAAAGUAGAGAUACAGGAGCGUGAACGGAAGUCGGAGAGUUUGCAAAAGCGCAUAGAUGAGCUGCAAAAGGACCACAGCAAAGCCCAGGAGUUACACUUGAGCUUUGACAUGUUCCUCAAGGAGGCAGAUGUUGAUAAGACUGUAAAGAAAGCAGAGAGGGAGAGGAGAGAGGCUCUUCAGAAGGACAAACAGAUAGAGACGUUAAAGGAGGAGAAGGCUGAACUGAUGCAGAAGAAGCACAAGCUGGACCAUCAGGUGCAGGGACACACUGUGUACCGGGACAUCAUGGAGCAGAUGGUGACAAUGACGAAGUUCAAAGAUGCAGAGUUGCUGGCGGAUAACUUGGAGAGUCAGCUGCACUUGAGAGAGCAGCUCUGUCAGAGGGAGAGAGAGGCAGAGGAGCAGGUUGAGCAGCAGAGAAAAGCUCUCGCAGCUCUGGACAACCAGCAGGACUUGAUGCAGCUGCAAAGGAGCAACCAGCUGUCCCAGCUCCAGGCCAGGCUGGACGAGACAAGCUCUGGAGCUCUGAUCUGGGAAAGGAAGUGGAACACCAUUCAGGAAACCGCUGCAAAGAAAAUACUCCUCCUGGGACAGAUGAAGAUGGCGACUCUCAACCUCUAUGAAACGACAGGUGGCAAAAUAGAAGGAGAAGAAGGUGUCGGGAUGAAUGACACCGAGAAACAGCUGGACAAGAUCAAGAUGUUCAUCCAGGACCAUCAGGACAUAGUGCAACUACAUCAAACUCCCUCACAGACACAACGAUGGACAGAAACGAAGAGUCAAAAAGUGCCUUUCAGCCCACUCGGAUAAUCUAAUCAUUUGCAUUUCAAUUUGAACUUAAACCUAAUAAUCAAUGCUGCUUUGAAACUGAUUUUACUGAACAAGCAUCACUACUUCAGGAUUCAUUCUAAGUUCAUCCAGUUGUUCUAAAGCAAAACUCUAUGAGUUAACUGAGCUUUAAACUUGAAGACAAUGAACUUCAAUGAAAUGAAGAAACUAAAGAAUGCAGCCAAAAACUGAAUAAUCAUUUGGACAAGGAUUCCCAGUUGGAUUUGCUUUGUAAUGACUGUAUAUUCAUCAUGUCAGAAAAAUAUCAGAGUCGGUGUAAUUAACCAGACAUUUUCAUUCCAGAGGUGGGAGCCUGCCUGAAUUAUGCUUUUAAUGGUUUUCAUUUGAAUUUAGAAUAAAGGAUAAUGUGGAUAAAA